CAAGUACGGAAAUCAUAAUUACAGGAUUUACUACAGAGAGAAAUUUCUAUAAAUACUCCUACUCGCCGUUGCUAUACAAUCCUCCAUUUCUUCUUCGUUUUCAAACCUUUCAUACGUUCUCUCCUUCGCCACUUUCAUUUACCACAGUUUCAAACAAAUUAUCAGUCACCAUUAUGGCCGGCGGUUAUGUGCCGACCGCUCCCGGCGGUGAUAAAGGUUACCCCGGGAACCUCACUCUUUAUGUCACCUUUACUUGCGUUGUUGCGGCCAUGGGUGGUCUCAUUUUCGGUUAUGAUAUCGGAAUCUCCGGUGGUGUGACGGCGAUGGAUCCAUUUCUGAAGAAGUUCUUCCCGUCGGUGUACAGGAAACAGUCCGCUGAUACGUCGACGAACCAGUACUGCAAGUUUGAUAGUCAGACGUUGACUAUGUUUACGUCGUCGUUGUAUCUAGCGGCGCUGCUGUCGUCGUUGGUGGCGUCGACGGUGACCCGAAAGCUUGGCCGGAAACUUUCAAUGCUGUUCGGCGGUAUCCUUUUCUGUGCCGGCGCUUUGAUCAACGGUUUUGCUCAAGCCGUUUGGAUGCUUAUCGUUGGUCGGAUCCUCCUUGGAUUUGGCAUCGGGUUUGCCAAUCAGUCUGUGCCACUAUACCUUUCGGAAAUGGCACCAUACAAAUACCGUGGGUCCCUCAACAUAGGUUUCCAACUGUCAAUCACAAUUGGAAUCUUAGUGGCCAAUGUUUUGAACUACUUCUUCAACAAACUUGAUGGGAAUCUAGGAUGGAGGUUGAGUCUCGGGGGAGCAGUGGUCCCCGCCCUGAUUAUCACAGUGGGAUCACUAAUCCUCCCCGAGACCCCAAACUCCAUGAUCGAAAGAGGUCAAACUGAUGAAGCGAGAACAAAGCUUCGUAGGAUCCGAGGGGUUGAUAAUGUUGAUGCAGAGUUCAAUGAUUUGGUUCAUGCAAGUGAAGAAUCGAGGAAAAUCGAACAUCCAUGGAGAAAUUUGUUGCAAAAAAAGUAUAGACCACAAUUGACAAUGGCAAUAUUGAUCCCGUUUUUCCAACAACUAACGGGGAUUAAUGUGAUCAUGUUUUACGCUCCGGUUUUGUUCAAAACAAUCGGUUUUGGUGGUGAUGCUUCGCUUAUGUCGGCUGUGAUUACCGGAUCUGUAAAUGUUCUUGCUACUUGUGUUUCGAUUUACGGUGUUGAUAAAUGGGGACGAAGGUUUCCUUUUCCUUGAAGGAGGCAUUCAAAUGCUCAUUUGUCAGGUUGCAGUUGCGGUCUUCAUAGGGAUCAAAUUUGGAGUAAAUGGAGAUCCGGGUGAUUUGCCAAAGUGGUAUGCCAUCGUGGUUGUUCUCUUCAUAUGCAUAUAUGUUGCAGGGUUCGCAUGGUCAUGGGGCCCACUAGGGUGGCUCGUACCUAGUGAAAUCUUUCCACUUGAGAUCCGAUCAGCCGCCCAAAGUAUCAAUGUCUCAGUUAACAUGAUAUUCACCUUCAUAAUUGCUCAAGUGUUCUUAACCAUGCUUUGCCAUCUUAAAUUCGGGCUUUUCCUCUUCUUUGCAUUUUGGGUUGUUAUCAUGACGAUUUUCGUGUAUGUGUUCUUGCCUGAAACAAAGAACAUUCCUAUUGAAGAAAUGGUGAUUGUGUGGAAGAAGCAUUGGUUUUGGAAAAGAUUUAUGGUGGAUGUUGAUCACCCUAAUGGACUCGAACUAAACAAAGGAAGCGAUGGGGUUAAGAAAGUAUAACUUAUAUCAAAUUUAGUAGUGAUUUAUAUCUUAUGUAUUGAUAGUUAUAUGUUUUAAAGUACCACUCCACAAAAGAGUAAAUAUGAAUUGGUUUAUGGGUAUCAAAGGAUGUAAUUUGGGAUUGUUCUACUGGAAACUAUAAUAUUUUCUUGUCAGUUCAUUGAUGAAUCGAAGUUGC
Messenger RNA from Lactuca virosa, 1918 nucleotides. NCBI's taxonomy places the organism in Eukaryota, Viridiplantae, Streptophyta, Magnoliopsida, Asterales, Asteraceae. The record is from the annotation of a GenBank genome assembly.